AUGGGCGACGGGUCCAGAGGCCACAAGAAGAGCCACAAGCGCAAGGACAAGGGCACGGGCCGGGAGGGCAAGAAGCGCAGGCACGGAGACAAGCAUGGCAAGCGGAAGCGCCGCGACGGGGAGUCAGAUGUGCGCGGGAGAGAGAAGAGGAAGAAACGCAGGGAGAGUUCGCCAACAGCAUCGUCCCCUUCCGUUGACACCCGCGGGGAUCAAUCAGCGUUUGCCGGAAGGGAGGGAUGUCCUGAUGGCGGUGGCCAGGGCACAGCGCGUCCAGAUUGGAGGAAAGGCGACAAUUCUGCAGAGGGAGGCGCUCCCGGCUCAGUGGAUGAAUCCGGUGGAGGGCUGGCGGCAAGGUUCGUCCCUGCGAUCGGCCCGCAGCUGCCCCCCGGCGUCUCGAUCGGCCAGCUCGCAGACGCCGCCGCUGUCCAGGAGCCCGAAGAUCCGCGCGACGGCCGGCGAGGCAUCGGCCCCUGCUUGCCGCCGGAUCACAAUUCAAAUGUCGGUCGCGGUUCGGAGAAUUCAAUCGACGAGGGUUCCGUGGAUUCUGCUCCGCUCGUUGGGCCCAUGCCACCCGAGGUGCAGGAGGAGGCGGGGGCAGCACCGGCCGGCGCAAGGGACGCCGAGGUGUUGAGGGUGAUGGCGGUGGUGGCGUCGGCGGGGCCCGGCUCGCACCCGGACGCCUAUGACGUCCUGGGCGUCGAUCCUGGGGCGUCCACCUCAGCGGUGAGGAAGCGGUACUGGAUGCUCUCGCUGCUGGUGCAUCCGGACAAGUGCGGGCACCCGAAGGCGCAGCAGGCCUUCCAGGCAGUCAACCAUGCAUCCAAGCAGCUUCUUGAUGAGAAGCUCAGGGCUGCUGUGGAUGGUGGCAGAGAGGAUGCAAAGCUGAGGAAGAUGGCAGAGGAGGCUGCAAGGCAGCUCCAGCGAGAACAGGACUGGGCAUCUGUAAGGGCGGGUCGCCCUCUCAGUUCCAUGCCUCAAGCCACAGAUGGUCCUCCAGCACGGGAGGCCUGGAUGACCGAGCUUCCCCCAGAGCGUAGGCCGAGCAAGCAGCCAUCACAGGUAAGCCAAACAGCGUUCUCCAGGCAAGGUGCCUUUGUGAGGGGAGACUCCAGUGCCUGGACCAGCACACCCGGCAUGGAGGAACGCAACCAGCAGCUGGAGCGGCUGGGGUGCCAGGGCCCACACAGCAGUGCAGUCACAAAGGUUGCGAGCAAAGGGGCGCCUGCCCAUGGGGUGGACAAACCUGGGAAAAAGUCACUCCUGGAGAAACACCUGGAAAAGCUGGAGAAGGAGAAGAAGAGUAAGAAGAAGAGCAAAGGUCCAGGCAACGAUGGCGCCUUUGCCAAUUACCGCCCAUUCGAUCGGGAGCGUGACCUCCAGCACCCAGGGACACAAACAAAGAGCAUCGGUGACAUGGUGAAAAAUGCAAAGUCACUGCACAGCAGGUUCACCGGUGGAUCAUGA
Ostreobium quekettii is the source of this 1464-nucleotide messenger RNA. The record is from the annotation of a GenBank genome assembly. NCBI's taxonomy places the organism in Eukaryota, Viridiplantae, Chlorophyta, Ulvophyceae, Bryopsidales, Ostreobiaceae.